AUGGUUAGGUUAUUCGCCAAUCCGCUCCCCAUUGCUGAGAACCAAAAGGCCAGCGCGAUCAAUCUUAUCAAAGGGGCACGACCUCACAUGAGAGCAUUCCAUUUCUCAUGGCUUUCAUUUCUUACGGCCUUUACAGGCUGGUUUGCAAUUGCACCCCUCAUGACAUCUAUUAGAAAAGAUCUCAAGUUAACUCCUGAUCAAAUUGCUGAUAGUAAUAUAUCAAGCGUAUCUUCCACAAUCAUUUUCCGUAUUGUAGUUGGACCAUUAUGUGACCGCAUUGGACCAAGACGUGUUAUGUCCGUAUUACUCAUGGUGGGCGCUAUACCUGUGGGCCUUAGUGGGUUGGUACAAAGUGCUGAAGGGUUAAUCGCUGUACGUUUCUUUGUUGGAAUUCUUGGUGCAACCUUUGUACCGUGUCAAUUCUGGACGACUCAUAUGUUUGACAGUAAAGUGGUUGGAAGCGCUAAUGCUUUAGUAGGAGGUUGGGGAAAUAUGGGAGCCGGUAUCACUUACGUAUUAAUGCCUUUAAUCUUUGAAGGAUUCAAUCAAUCUGCCGGUUUGUCUGAGUCUUUAUCAUGGCGUGUCACUCUAAUCGUUCCUGCUGUCCUUUGCUUCAUUGUUGGAUUGUGCGAUUUUCUAUUCACCGAUGAUUGUCCAAAAGGUGAUUGGCUUCAUCCCACCGUUCCUUUGGAAGUUCAUAAAGCCAGUGCAGAAAAGAAAGAUGAUGUUACGACCAUUGAAGAUUCAGAAAAACAAGUUCAUCGUGAUACUCCACCAAGACCAGGCGCUAAACAAUUCUUUAUGGCGCUUAAGAAUCCAAAUGUCAUCAUUUUAAUGUUCAUGUACGCUUGUGCUUUUGGUGUGGAACUUGCCGUAGAUAAUGUUUUGGCGGUAUUCUUUCAUGAUCAUUUCAAUAUUUCACAAAAAAAUGCCGGUUUGAUCGGUUCACUUUUUGGUUUGAUGAACUUAUUUUCACGUGCUACCGGAGGUUUCCUUUCCGACUUUGCAAAUGAAAAGUUUGGGAUACGUGGUAGAUUGCUUAUACAAUUUGUAAUCUUAUUUAUGGAGGGUUUAUUCUUGUUUAUCUUCCGAUUUACCUUGAGGAAUUUAGGUGAAGCUAUCGUCAUUUUAAUCUUGUUCAGUUAUUUCACUCAGGCAUGUUGCGGGACGUCUUUCGGUAUCGUGCCUUUUGUGGACCCCGCAAUCGUGGGAGCUAUAUCAGGUUUGGUCGGUGCGGGAGGAAACAUGGGUGGUGUAGCAUUCAACGCUGUAUUCAAACUUUAUUCAUCUGAAGCCACUCCAACUGGGUUUAUGGUACUUGGUAUCGUAGUAAUGGUAGUUUCAUUUUCAUCAUUUUUCUUAAAAAUUGAGGGAAGAAGGUUGGUCGAAUUUAAGAGAGGAUGA
This is a messenger RNA of Funneliformis mosseae, 1404 nucleotides long. Lineage: Eukaryota; Fungi; Glomeromycota; Glomeromycetes; Glomerales; Glomeraceae. The record is from the annotation of a GenBank genome assembly.